ACUUAUUUGUUGACAUAUAAACUUCGCGUGUGAUUUUGUUAGUUUGUCCAUGCUGUAUACAAAAGUCAAAAUAAUCAAAAGUUGCUCAAGAAGUGUGGAGGUGUAAGUUAAAUAAAAAAAGAGUGUCUCCAACUCUAAUAAGAUGACUCCAGGAAACCAAGCAAACUCAGACAGCGAUUUGGAAAGUGUUAUUUCAUUUAAGGAAGUACCAAAGCUUCGACGCAACAGCAGUGGUCCCAAAUACGUUUGUAGUAUUGAAGGCUGCAGUCAGAGUUUUAAGCGGUUAGAUAAAUUGGAUCAACAUGAAUUCCAUCACACAGGAAUAAAAAAACAUUACUGCAUCUAUGAUGGUUGCGAUAAGGUCUAUUCCAUUUUGACACAUUUGAAGCGCCACUUGCGUACAACGCAUGAACGCGUUGCGCCGGCAGAGAAAAAUGUGCCUUGCCAAAUACCCGGUUGUUUGAAAAUGUUUCAAACUGAGACCAACAUGCGUCGCCACAUACGUGAAGUCCAUGAAAAUCCAAAGAUCUAUUCAUGCAAAUUCUGUGCAGAAAAGUUCACGCAGAAACUGAAAUUGCGAAGGCACGAAAUACAAAAACACACUGGCGAUUAUCCGUAUACUUGCGAGAAGUGUGCAAGGGGAUUCUAUCAGCAAUGGCAACAUGACCGGCAUAUCUCUUGUUGUAAAGUGUACAUUUGUGCCAACUGCGAAAUGCAGUUUAAUAAAUGGACGCAAUAUGUGAAGCAUUGCAAGGUGAAGCAACAUGGGCGAAAGUUUUACCAGUGUGAAAAUUGCGAGCGUGUAUAUGGCAGACCAAGUGAAUUGCAAAAGCAUAUAGCGGCGAAGCACAUGGAUAGCGAGAAGAAAAUGAUUUUCAAAUGCCAAACCUGUGAACGCAGUUAUGCGUAUGAACGAAAUCUGAGGCAGCACAUGCGCGUUGCGCACGAUGGCAAACAUUUUGAGUGCACUGAGGACGGUUGUGAGCGUGUUUUCAGCAGUGGACAAAACUUGGCAAAGCACUUAGAGCGUGAACAUAAACGUCCAGCCAUUGAAGGUACAAAUGUGAUUCAACAGAAAAAGAACAAGCCCAAAGUGGCGCGUAAAAAACGUAAGGACGCUGGCCGGUCAAUUAUAUCGAAUCUAUCAAGAUUUAGCGGCGUUGUUGUGGACAAAAAUUUAGAUAAAUUAUUAAGAGAACGUGAAGAUGACGCGUUGGAUAUGGCUGGAAAAAUGUUAGUUGAACAACAUAGUGAGAGCGAUGAUAGCGAAGAUGAUUUGCCACUUGCAAAAUUUGCGCGAAAGCAACAACCCGAAAUCACAAAACCAAUCGAAAAUGGGCUGGAAACAUUGAUGAGCGCAAUUUUGACCGAUGCAUAGUAUUUGUAAUAUAUAUUAUUUU
This is a messenger RNA of Anastrepha obliqua, 1400 nucleotides long. RefSeq names its product transcription factor IIIA. Gene Ontology annotation, molecular function: chromatin insulator sequence binding. The coding region runs from base 143 to 1378 and encodes 411 amino acids. Lineage: Eukaryota; Metazoa; Arthropoda; Insecta; Diptera; Tephritidae. Gene Ontology annotation, cellular component: chromosome. The record is from RefSeq and is a predicted model, not a curated record. Gene Ontology annotation, biological process: regulation of transcription by RNA polymerase II. The transcript is spliced from 3 exons.